Molecule: messenger RNA, 920 nt
Organism: Phaedon cochleariae (mustard beetle)
Lineage: Eukaryota; Metazoa; Arthropoda; Insecta; Coleoptera; Chrysomelidae
Source: the annotation of a GenBank genome assembly
UAUUACUAGUUCAGGGGCAGGUCAUUGUAAUUACUUGUUAUAAAAUACUACACCUCAUAAUUGGCCAUAUCAGAUCACCACACCUCCAAAAGAAAUUUGGUACCUAUAUAAAUCCUCACCCCAAAACUCAUUAUCACAGUCAUUCACAGUUGUGCAAAUCUCUCGAAAUGGCAUUCAAAUUCGUCGCUUUCUUCGCUCUGGUGACAGUAGCUCAGGCGGGUCUCAUCGGCCAGGAAUCACGCCCAGCCUACUCAGACUCCACCGCAGUCUCCUACUCCAGCAUCUCAUCCCCAAUCAACCCGCACGAUGCCGGUGCCUCCCCCUUGGCUGCCAGAGCCCCAUCAUACGCCGCUCCCACCGUCACAUCGCCAUCCUUCUUCCACUCAUCGGCCCCAUCAGCUCCCAUCCGAGUAGCCGCCCCAGAAUAUAGGCUGGCUGCCCCAUCGUCAUACGCCGCUCCAUCCCAUGCCAGACAAGAGGAAUAUGCCCCUGCCCACUACUCCUUCGGUUAUGAGGUAAACGACCCUCACACCGGAGACGUGCACGGUCAGCAGGAGACCCGCGAAGGGGAUGUCGUCAAGGGUAGUUACUCCCUUGUCGAAGCUGACGGAUCCAGGCGUCUGGUCGAAUACACAGUGGACGCCCACAGUGGUUUCAACGCAGUCGUGCACAGGGAAGCUGGCGUAGGUCAUGUUAAAAGUGCCGCCCCGUCAGCAGUCGUCAGGCCUGUUGCCUAUGCUGCCCCUCAGGCUGUUUAUGCUGCUCCUCGUGCUGCCCACGCCUACUCGUCUCCUGCUGUGGCCAGGUUAGGAGCUCCUGCUGUAGCUAAAUCGGCUUACUCUGCCGCCCCAGCUGCGUUUCACUACAGCGUAUCUGCUCCAGUAGCCCGUCAUGCUGCUGCUCCCUCUUACUACCACUAA